AUGGACUCUGAAGAUGGUGAAUUCUUCAUCAAACAACUGGCCACAUUCGUGCGUACCCACGAAAAAGCCCUCGCCAACGCUCUCCAGUUUCAACGACAGAGCCGCCACAGACCCUCUCAAAGCACAAGCGCCGCCACGCUCCCGCCGCCACCAAUGGUCUCGGAGCGCCCCUCUACCGCUUCUACAACUGGCACUCUGGCGGCAGCUCUCUCACUUGGCAACCUUAGCUUCACCUCUCACAGUGUCAAGUCUGCAAAGUUGGCUCUGACGCCCCAUCACCUUUUCUAUCUUCUUUCCCGUUUCGAGGACCUUGGAAUUUCCGUCGGACCCAUGAAGAUUCGGCUGGAGAAUCUGCAUGACAGCGCCUCGUCCGCCAACUAUGUGUCCUUCCUUAGUGGCUCGAACCAGCGCUCCAGGACCCGUAGCACGGAUACUACCUCUAUCCAUUCCGUCUCUAGCGUUAGGAGUGUCAUGUCUGGCAUGUCUUCCCUAUGGGCAAGCCUAGGUAUCGGGUCUAGCAUUUCUGCUGCUCGAACCGAGCGUCAGAAGGCUGCACUCGAGGCCGAUAUGAAAUACCUCUACUCUGCCUUUACCAAGAUCCCUUGCCUGAAACUGGCCCCUGACUGGCGAGCCCGAUUAAUCCGUGGAUACGAGGAGUUUCCCUUUGACUCGGCCGUUCCCCUCUACGCUUUCAAAAAUCUCCAGGCCUUGGAGGUCAACAGCAUCGACUUUCGCCAGUUUUUUGGAUGGGACCGCAUGGCUGACCAGCUGCGAUCACUGACUCUUAGGCACGCUGGCAUCGAGGACCCUGCCGAUAUCCUCAUCGACAUUGUUCUAGAUGACAUGGAUAAACGACGCCGACGCACAUCCAAGGCCCAAUCGUCCCCCACCACGACCUGGGGAGCAAAUAGCCCCCGUCGCAGCCCGUCGUUGGCUCACCCGGAACUCUCCCGCUCGGCUUCUCUUCCUUCUUCACCGGACCCCCGUACCGAUCUCCGAGUCGGCUCACUCACCCCUCCCGAUGCAGCGGAUCCCCCCACGAGCCCCAAGAGCCGGCCUAUUCUCAAUAGGAAAGAGAGCGAGGACUACUCCAAGUCUCCCGCCAAGUCUCCUGCCAAGCUAAUUGGCAUACCGGACAUUCGUGAGAUCUGGGUAGAAGGCAAUCCCUUUGCUCGUACAUACAAGGACUACCGCAUCACCAUCUUCAACUUGUUCCGUGCAACCCCCGGCUACACAGAAGAUGUGGUGAUUGAUGGCAACGGUCCCACAUAUGCGGAAAAGCGACUACUUACUGAGCGUGUUCCGAUCCCCGACUCGGUUCCGGUCGUCAAACCUGCUCCGGUAGUGCUUCCUGCGGUGGAAAUAAGCAAGCCUGCCGUUAUCCAAGGCCCAAGAGAGCCGGCGAGUGAGUUUGCGCCGGUUCUCUCUUCUGCGCCGGCCACAAAUAAGCCGGUAGAAUCACAGCCGGCCAGGACCGCAAACAGCGACUGGGCCGCGCCGAGCGACUGGGAUGCCAGUGGUGAUUAUUAUCGACGCAAAAUCGAGGCCCUUCGAAACACGGUGGGCGAUGAGUAUUUGAGUGCACUCAGCGAGGAGAGCUGGGAAUCCACUCCUGGGUUUGACAUGACUGGCUUAUCGAAUGUUGCUUCGCUCCGUGCUGGUCACCUUCCCCACCAUGUACCUGCUGUCCAAGCCGUUCACAGCGGACGCACACUUGGCUAG
Messenger RNA from Cordyceps militaris CM01, 1722 nucleotides. Its product is annotated as leucine rich repeat protein. Bases 1 to 1722 code for a protein of 573 amino acids. The record is from RefSeq and is a predicted model, not a curated record. The transcript is spliced from 4 exons. NCBI's taxonomy places the organism in Eukaryota, Fungi, Ascomycota, Sordariomycetes, Hypocreales, Cordycipitaceae.